Messenger RNA from Anguilla rostrata (American eel), 2447 nucleotides. Its product is annotated as putative proline-rich protein 21. The transcript is spliced from 2 exons. The record is from RefSeq and is a predicted model, not a curated record. Lineage: Eukaryota; Metazoa; Chordata; Actinopteri; Anguilliformes; Anguillidae. Bases 191 to 1498 code for a protein of 435 amino acids.
UUGCUGAAUAUUGUCCAGUUUACUAGACGAGGAAAAGUCUUAAACAUUGUGCUUUCAAGAAUUUAGAGCUCUGUGUUUUUUUUUCUCAUUUUUUUUGUUGCACCAAAAAAAUGGACUUCUAAGGAUUGUUUGUACCGUUUAUUCAAUUCUAUUAACAGGUUAUUAAAUUUUGCUGUCCAGGCCCUGAUGAAUGGAAACUGUGUUGUGUUUGAAAACCCUCAGCAGCUUCAGGCAGUACCUGCAGCAUCCCCUCCACUAUACUCCCUUUCUCUCUCUCUCUCCUCUCCUCCACUAUACUCCCUUUCUCUCUCUCCUCUCCUCCUCUACACUCCAUUUCUCUGUCUCUCUCCUCUCCUCCACUAUACUCCCUUUCUCUCUCCUCUCCUCCUCUACACUCCCUUUCUUUCUGUCUCCUCUCCUCCACACACCCUUUCUCUCUGUCUCCUCUCCUCCACUACUCUCCCUUUCUCUCCAUCUUCUCUUCUCCACUACACACCCUUUCUCUCUGUCUCCUCUCCUCCACUACACUCCCUUUCUCUCCAUCUCCUCUCCUCCACUACACUCCCUUGCUCUCUGUCUCCUCUCCUCCACUACACUCCCUUUCUCUCUCUCCUCUUCUCUACUACACACCCUUUCUCUCUGUCUCCUCUCCUCCACUACACACCCUUUCUCUCCAUCUCCUCCACUACACAUCCUUUCUCUCAUCUCCUCUUCUCCACUACACACGCUUUCUCUCCAUCUCCUCCACUACACUCCCUUUCUCUCCGUCUCCUCUCCUCCACUGUACACCCUUUCUCUCUGUCUCCUCCUCCACUACACACCCUUUCUCUCUGUCUCAUCUCCUCCACUGUACACCCUUUCUCUCUGUCUCCUCUCCUCCACUACACACCCUUUCUCUCUGUCUCCUCUCCUCCACUACACACCCUUUCUCUCUGUCUCCUCUUCUCCACUACACACCCUUUCUCUCUCUCCUCUCCUCCACUACACUCCCUUUCUCUCCAUCUCCUCUCCUCCACUACACACCCUUUCUCUCUGUCUCCUCUCCUCCACUACACUCCCUUUCUCUCUGUCUCCUCUCCUCCACUACACACCCUUUCUCUCUGUCUCCUCUCCUCCACUACACACCCUUUCUCUCUGUCUCCUCUCCUCCACUACACUCCCUUUCUCUCUGUCUCCUCUCCUCCACUACACACCCUUUCUCUCUGUCUCCUCUCCUCCACUACACACGCUUUCUCUCCGUCUCAUCUCCUCCACUACACACCCUUUCUCUCCGUCUCCUCUUCUCCACUACACACCCUUUCUCUCUCUCCUCUCCUCCACUACACUCCCUUUCUCUCCAUCUCCUCUCCUCCACUACACACCCUUUCUCUCUGUCUCCUCUCCUUCACUACACACCCUUUCUCUCUGUCUCCUGUCCUCCACUACACACCCUUUCUGUCUGUCUCCCCUCCCUCACUCCCAGCUGGGCCUGCAGCCUCUCUCUCAGCACCCUCACUAGCUGCUUUUCCCUAAGCACACUCAUUUUAUUUGCGACACGUUAACCUACCUGCAGAGCCGUUUCUAGCCAUCAAACCUCACAUUGGCUGGGUGAGGACAUCUACCUUUGAGGAAACAAUGCAAAGCAAGGGCCAAAUUUUACCAAUUUAGAAAAACCUAAAACAGUUUGUUACCUGGCACAGAUAUGGGCGCAGGACUGCUCUCCAAAUGGUGUUCGCGCUCACACACUGGUUUGCAGCUGCCCGCUGCCCAGCUCCACUAGCCCCUGAGUACGAGCUGCUAGAGGGGGUCGGGCAGCUUGCGCUGAGAAAUGAGAGUUGGCUGUUUGACAUUUGAAAGAAAAAAGAAGGAAUGCAAAAUAUAGCGUGUUGCUUACAGAAAUAAACAACUAAUGCAGACUCAGUGUUCUGAACAAAACUAGGGGAGUUUUUCUCCUGAUGAAUGAUGCUCAUGAUAGUCGUUGAUUAUUGAAUCUUGGAGACACUAAAACACUGAUGUGAAUUGGACCAAUAAUUAUUGAGGAAAGGAUAAAGCAACUCGUGGCAAAUUGUUUUGUUAAACAUUUAGGUUGUGGUACUUUUAUGGUGGUACGUUUAGUUGAAACGCAGGACCAGAGUGAAACGUAAGACUGGGAAUCAGUGUUUUGUUUGGCAUCGUACUCGCCAGUCUUAGCAUGGCAAACAAGCGAGAAGUGUUGUAAUUCUACCUAGCGCUAGUUAGCUAUCUGACUUAAUUGAAUGCUAGCUGAUUGGCACUAGUGGUAAAACCAGGGAGGGAACAGAUAAUGGUAGUUGAUAGUUAUCUGAUGCAUUUACCAAGCAAGGUAGUUGCAACAUUCAGCAUUCAGCAAUUCAAAGCAUUAUAUGCAUUUAGUUUAUCAAAUGACAGCUGUCCAAAUCAAAAUAAGGCCUCACGCAAGGUCACAAAGUCAUUGGCAAUCCCACAGAUCU